GAAAAAAUAGCAAUCCCCGCGGUGUAUAAUGUACGAGCGAUUUGCGAUUAAGGUUUACUCUAGACGCUGCAACGCUGGACACAUAUUACGCAAAGUAAAGAAUUUGCGCACAAACUGAGUGAGUAAGAAAAUGUCUGACGAUGAUACCCGAUGUGCAGCUGUGUCCCCGUCAUUAAGCUGCGCAAAUGUUGAGGCCGCAUCAUCAUCGUCGUCACCCGUCGGCUUCCAAGAACUCGAAAAGGGUGAACCGAUUUCGGAAGGCGUGAACGUGAAACCAGACACAGAGCCAGCGGAAGUGAACGAUACUGGUGCGGAGGAGGCACACCGAUCGAAUGACCAUGAAGCGACAAAAGUCAAGCAACGAAAAUGCGUUCAAUUUACGACGACUACCACUACGAAAACAACAACAACCACAACACCACCCGGCAGCACCACCACCCCAGAUGACACGCUGCGCAAGUUUAUCGAAGGUGAGGAAAUAUUGGACAAAAAGAACCCGUUCAAGCCAGACGACCGAACCGUCGAACGUGAAGUGUUUGACAGAUACUUUCCCGGCAGCGAGUCCGCGAUUCUUAUCGAGCAAGACGACUACGAUGGCGGUGGUGGUAAUGAUGCGGACGAUUCCGACACCGAUCACGGUGAUGAUAACGUGUUCAUAACGAAGGAAGAGAUAUUGCGCCAGUCGAAGUACGUGAAGACCUACAUUAAAAAUCCCGAUAAGCAGCUCAAUUAUGAUAAAAGUGUAAUCCAGAAAUUGAACGCACUCAAAGCGAAAGGGCGCGAAGUGCGCGAUGUGGUGGUGAUUGACACUACUCCGGUGCCGGUAAGACCUCCAAUACCGGCACCGCGGACCGUUCACAACAGCAACAGCCGAAGACAUGGUUCACCGCAAAUGGAACAGCGCGGUGGUAAUCCUAAACCAGUGCCUCGUGCGCGGCGUGAUUAUGCCGAGGUGAAGGUGCGUGUUGGAUCGGCCGAAGCCGAAGAAUCGCUGUACGAUUCGAACGAGGUCGUCCAGAAUGCUCUCAAGUUUGAUAGCCGGUUUAGGAAGGUAGAAUUUGGCUCCCAGGAUGAUAUCGAUUCGAUUGCGGAACGGACAGAAGAUGGAAGCGAUCAGGUGGAACCUGAUAGUGAGACGGUGGAGCAAGAAAAGCGUCCAGUAGUGAUAGAGGAACAGAUAAAGCAGCAAAACGUUUCACCGAGCAAGAAUCAACCGGACGAAGGUGGACGAAAAACGACAUUUGCCGAGGAUGUGAAGAAAUCCUUCUCAAACACGGUGAAAAGUGCCGACUUUCGGAAGUAUUUACAAAGCAAAGGAUUGUCACUGGUGCCAGCCAAGCCGAAAGCGAUCGAAGGGCCGCUUGAAAAGAAAGAGCAGGAGAAAGUCCAUCGUCUGUCAGGAAUCUCUGUCAGUAGCUCACCUGCAUCCACUCGUCAGCAGAUCAAACCGUCGGUGCUAACGCGCUUCUUUCAGAACAGUCUCUUCUCACCCAAAACGCCUAACGAUCCCGCCUACUCGGGAUCGACGUUCGGUAGAUCUUCCACGCCCGUUCGUUUGGUCCGCCCGCCAAUACGGUAUGGUAGCUUUAAUGGGGACAGUUCGCUCAACAAACAAAGAUCCGUCUUCACGACGGAUGGUGGCGGUAGUAGUAAACCAAAGGUUAAUUUUAAACAGUUGGUAGAUGACGGAGCAAAGCAUGAUACGGUCGGUCCUGUCCGUCGUCCGGCAUCGGUGAAUGAUUUCGAACGACCGAAAUUACGUACACAGCCUGCCAAUAGGUCCCUAUCUUCGGUGGACUCUUUAAAGCGUCCGGUGAAAAAUGCCGGAGUACAAGUGAACUUAGCUACGAUUGGAUCAGGAAGUCAAGUGGUACGUGACAGUCAAUUAGUUCCCAUGCGACAACCUCCCAGACCUCAUAGUAGUAGCAGUGUGUGGCAGCAGCAGCAGCAGCAGCAGCAGCAACAACAACAGCAUCAAGAUUUUAUACCACUCAAAGAGCCUACAAUCCCGUUAAAGCACCAGCAUCAGGUCGCUUAUCAGUCAUUACGCCAACGACCGGAUGCUCGUUUUUAUGGUGGUUCCACCAAUACGGUCGCCCCGCUUUACUCGGAACCAUUACGUGAAGUACCAAUGGUUGUGCCGGACGAAACAGACUCUGGAUUCCGUUCGGCAUUGGACAACGGGUAUCACAUUUACGAGCAAACGCCAGAUAAUUUGCGUCGAAGUGAGCUGGUUUAUGGUAAAAUCGGUUACCUUAGCAACACACAGCUGAAUCGUUGGCAUCCACAGGACCGUCGAUCGUACAGCAGUAUGCAGGAAGGAGUCAUCACUACUGGGAUGAAUGGUGGCACGUACGGUCGCUUACGCCCACUGUACGUGUCCUCUCCGCUGUCUACCCAAUCGACCCCGGUGCGACGCGCUUCCGAUGUGAUCGAUCGUGAGCAAAUCCUUCAUCGAAUCUACGAUUUCUGUCGACGAUCGAUACGAAACAGCAGCCGGACGAGUGUGCACUCGAACCAAACGGAACCACACUCACUGUACCAGAGCGGUGGUCCAGGUUCGAAAAUUGUCCCCACCAGUGGAUCGUUUCCCAUCGAACGGCAGCGUGUGCAGCGAGUACAAAGCCUAACCACGCCACGAUCAUACGUCGGUCGUUCGACGAAUUAUACCAGAGCGGUAGCGGUUUCACCUGCACCGCCACCACCACAACCACCACCCGGUCACUAUCCCAGCCGAAUUCCGACUGGCCCAACUCAAAACCAGCACGAGCGUAAUAUUGAGAAUAUUUACGCCUUUGUGAACAAAAAGAUGGGUCAGAUCGGUGUUGCUGGUGAGCAGCAGCAGCAUAGCGGACGUCGAUCGAUGGUACAAUCAUCCGCUCCAUCGACCCUGCGCAGGGUAACAUUUUCAAGCAAUGGCCUAGGACACGUGGCCCCACAGCCGGAUGGGAUCGAUGAGGCGGACUACGUUAAUAUACGCGGUGCUCCAGAUGGUAUCCAGUACAGAACCACACAAUGCUGAGAUGAGAUUUCACC
Molecule: messenger RNA, 3036 nt
Organism: Anopheles maculipalpis
Lineage: Eukaryota; Metazoa; Arthropoda; Insecta; Diptera; Culicidae
Exons: 3
Coding region: 131-3022 (963 amino acids)
Source: RefSeq, a predicted model, not a curated record